GCUUGCCAACAUAGAUCAAGCCGUGAAGCAGCGAUCUUUUUAUUGAAAACCAGAAAACGUUCGCCCAUAUUUAUUGUUCAAUCAUAAAAUCACUGUCUGCCAGCAUCCCCGGACCAUUCCCGACUCGGCCUUUCUUUACUGCAAUUCACUUCUGCCAAGAACAAAGGCCCUAUGCUGUGCACUCUCGUUACUUAGUACCUAGCACUAAGCUCAGCUCCUGCGUCUCAUCGCAUACUACCCACCCAUGGGGGAGUCCGCCAUGGCCGUUUUCCGCCUAACCAGAUAUUCCUCCUUCAUUGCUCUGGCCCUGGUUAUCGUGCUCCUUUGGCGAGGCAUUUCUCCUGUCGCCUCCAGUUCCCGCCCCGCUCCUGUUUUCGCAGCAACGCGGGCCAGGAUUCGGUUCACUCCUUCCAGCUUCAACUGGUCCUCUGCUAAGCAGUAUCACCCAGUGUCUUCAUACGCAUCUCUGCCAAAGGGGAAACCAAAGACGCUUCCAGAAGUCCAGCAUAGGUUCCCCGCCAAACACGGUGGCAGCGUAACCGAAGAGCGCAGGAAAGCUGUCCGUGAUGUCUUUCUUCGCGCCUGGACGUCAUAUAAACAGCAAGCCUGGGGCUGGGAUGAGUUGCAACCAGUCACAGGAGGAGGCAAGAACACUUUCGGCGGGUGGGCGGCCACUCUUGUGGAUGCCCUUGACACUAUGUGGAUCAUGGAGCUUUACGACGAAUUUUACGAAGCCGCUGAGUACGCUGCUCAGAUAGACUGGGCUAAGACGCCCGAGACAAGCGCCAAUAUGUUUGAGACCACAAUUCGUCAUCUCGGCGGUUUGCUCAGCGCCUAUGACCUAAGUCGCGAGCCAGCAUUACUUGAAAAAGCUCAGGAGCUUGGCGAAAUGCUCUACAUGGCUUUCGAUACCCCCAACCGAAUGCCCGGCUUUUGGCUUGAUUGGGAAAGCGCUCGAUCAGGAAGACAAAAUGCGGGCACCAACGACCCCAGUGCAUCGCCUGCUUCUCUAUCGCUCGAAUUUACAAGGCUUGCACAGCUUACUGGCAGCGAAAAGUACUACGAUGCCAUCGAGCGCGUCCGGAAGUUUCUCGCCGAGAGUCAAGAGAGGUCCAAGCUACCGGGCAUGUGGCCAAGAAAUAUCGACUUCCGCAAUCAGGACGUUUCGAAGGAUAACACCUUUACGUUGGGCGCUCUGGCCGAUUCUCUCUAUGAGUACUUGCCCAAAAUGUUCCUACUGACCGGUGGGCUCGAGCCUGCAUACGAGAGAAUGUACGUCAGGGCCAUAGACGUGGCCACCGAGCACAUCAUCUUCCGCCCUAUGCUUCCCGAUAACAAGGACAUCCUAUUUGCCGGUACAACCUAUGUGAGCUCAGCGGGUGAUAUGCAAUACCACGGUGAGGGUCAGCACCUGUCUUGCUUCGCUGGCGGUAUGUAUCUGCUGGGAGGUAAGAUCUUCAGCCUUGAGGGGCAUGUCGGAAUCGGGGAUCGCCUCACUCGUGGGUGUACCUGGGCGUAUGAUUCCUUCCCAACAGGCCUUAUGCCUGAAAUCUUCGACACGUUCAGGUGCUCGUCCAAAGAAAAUUGCGACUGGGUUGCCGAACAAUGGGAGAAAGAAGGUGACAAAAGGCUCCCUAAGGGGUUCAAAAGCGUUCACGACGCCAAGUACAUCCUACGACCCGAGGCCAUCGAGAGCGUGUUUUACCUUUAUAGGAUAACUGGACAGGAGGAACUGCGGGAUAUUGCUUGGAAGAUGUUUGAGAGUAUUAUCAAGUCUACUGAGACAACUCUUGCAUAUUCAGCGAUUUCGGACGUCACAGUCACUGGAGAAACCCAGAAGCAGAAUUCUAUGGAGAGCUUCUGGUUGGCUGAAACGCUUAAAUAUUUCUACCUGAUAUUUUGUCCCGAGGAUACCAUCAGUCUUGAUGAAUGGGUAUUCAAUACUGAGGCCCAUCCCUUGAGACGCCCUAGGUGAUUCUCUCUUAAACGGGAUAGUUAGUAUUGUUAAUUAUAUUAAAGUAGCUUAGUA
Diaporthe batatas is the source of this 2029-nucleotide messenger RNA. RefSeq lists its product as uncharacterized. Gene Ontology annotation, cellular component: Golgi membrane; endoplasmic reticulum. NCBI's taxonomy places the organism in Eukaryota, Fungi, Ascomycota, Sordariomycetes, Diaporthales, Diaporthaceae. The coding region runs from base 245 to 1975 and encodes 576 amino acids. Gene Ontology annotation, molecular function: calcium ion binding; mannosyl-oligosaccharide 1,2-alpha-mannosidase activity. The transcript has 3 exons. The record is from RefSeq and is a predicted model, not a curated record. Gene Ontology annotation, biological process: carbohydrate metabolic process; N-glycan processing.